Messenger RNA from Larimichthys crocea (large yellow croaker), 1332 nucleotides. RefSeq lists its product as uncharacterized. The transcript has 5 exons. The record is from RefSeq and is a predicted model, not a curated record. Bases 147 to 767 code for a protein of 206 amino acids. Gene Ontology annotation, biological process: response to bacterium. NCBI's taxonomy places the organism in Eukaryota, Metazoa, Chordata, Actinopteri, Sciaenidae.
UGUUAUAAAGAGUUCACAGAAUAUCACAACCAGGCAAAAAGUUUCACUUAACUCACCACCCGGACUUCCUUUAAAGAAAAAGACCUGCCCUUCGUGAUACUGUGAGACGUGUUACGCUGUCUUUGAACACUCGGCCGUCGUCACACAUGGACGUGCUGCACAUUGUCCUGCUCGCUCUCUUAGGAGUUGUUUCUUACAGUCAUGGUCAGAUUUCUGGAUCAGAGUUGGAGGUGACAGCCAGACCAGGAGACAACGUUACUCUCUACUGUGACUGCAAAACAUCAAGUGGAGUUCACAUUGUGUGGUACAGGAACUGCUCUCAUGAGAACCAACCUUCUCUUGUCCUAAGAUACUAUUAUCAACGUGACUUUAAACAGUAUUCCACUCUAAAUCCCAUCCCUCGUUUCCACUUUGUUGUUAACGAUUCCUCUAACUCCUAUGACCUGAUGAUCAUGAACGUCACUGAUUCGGAUGAGGGGCUCUACUACUGUGGAACUGAACAGACCAAAGUGUACGAUGAGGAUAAAAUCACUCACAGAGUUGAGUUCAGAUAUGGCAACGUCACAACAAGGAUCAAAAUCAAUUCCAGCCCACAGCCCUGGAUGAUGGCGCUCACUGCAGCCAUCACUAUUCUCUCCUCCUUCCUCUGCUUUACUUUGGUUUGUCACUUCUGUCAGAAAACAGUCUGUAUUAUUAUUAUUAUUUUGCAGACGGGGAAGCUGAACUCCUCGACAGCGGAUGGAAUCAGGAUGAAGACAUGUAUUUAACACGAGUUGUGUACCGGGUUAAAGAAGGACGGAAACACCAGUAGACAGAGAAUGGAGUUGAUGGAGUUUUUCCCAGCUGACAAAACUUUUAUUUGUUGUUGUUAUAUAUAUAUACAUCUCUUUAUGUAGUCUUAUUAUUCUCUGUAUAUUCACUUUGUGAAAUUUUAACUUGAGGUGGACGUUUUAUAUAAUCCCCAGAUUUCUGUCUCUCCGUUUUUCUAAACUCUGCAACAUUCCCUUUUGUUUUUCACACCAGUAGUUGUUGUAUGUUUGUGGCUUAAGACUUAAUUAGUGUGAGCUGAUGAAACAACAUGUUUAACAUGGCCGUGCACGGACACCUUGCAUCACUUCCGGCCUGUCUGCAUGUUGAGCUCUGUUUCUCACGGUGGGUUUCCUGCAAAGCUCGACUGAUCACAUUGACCACAGGGUGCGGCUGAGGCGAUCAUCAUUGUGCACUCUGUGUUGUCUUGUAAAUAGAUAAUGAACAAAAAUGUGUGUUUAUAUUAUGCGGUAAAAACUGAAGAUGUUGAGAACACAGAUCUUACUCUUAAUAAAAACAUAAACA